Messenger RNA from Rubroshorea leprosula, 1856 nucleotides. NCBI's taxonomy places the organism in Eukaryota, Viridiplantae, Streptophyta, Magnoliopsida, Malvales, Dipterocarpaceae. The record is from the annotation of a GenBank genome assembly.
GUUUCCACAUGCAUGUUUUCUUACUCUAUUUAUAGACAGCAGAGGAUAAUGGAGAAACGCCAUACAUGAAAAUGGAGUUUCGUUUCCUCCUCUUCCUUGCAGUACUGAUUCCAUUUUUAGCUUACUUUGAAGGAUCAACCGCGCUAAAUCGGAGUAGCUUUCCUGAUGGUUUUAUCUUCGGAGCAGGAUCGAGUGCUUAUCAGUAUGAAGGGGCGACAAGUGCAGAUGGGAGGCAACCUAGCAUAUGGGAUACUUUUGCGAAGUUACAUCCAGAGAAAAUUACAGACGGAAGCAAUGGAGAUGUAGCAGAUGAGUUCUAUUAUUUAUUGAAGGAAGACAUUGCUCGUAUGAAAGAAGUUGGUUUGGACUUUUUCAGAUUCUCCAUCUCUUGGUCUAGAAUUUUACCUCUGGGUAAAAUCAGCGGCGGGAUAAAUCAAAAAGGAAUCAAUUUCUACAAUCAUCUCAUUGACUUACUCCUAUCAAAUGGAAUACAACCCUUUGUUACUUUGUUCCAUUGGGAUCCUCCUCAAGCACUCGAGGAUGAGUAUGGGGGAUUCCUCAGCCCGAAAAUUGUGGACGACUUUCGGGAUUAUGCCAACCUCUGCUUCCAAGAAUUUGGCGAUAGAGUGAAACAAUGGGCAACCCUAAAUGAGCCAAAUAUGUUUGCCAAGGAAGGUUAUGCACUGGGCGAUGCCGCACCGGGUAGAUGUUCUAUCUAUAUAGGGAAUUGCUCAGAGGGAAAUUCAGCAACUGAGCCUUAUAUAGUGAUGCAUCACUUGAUUCUUUCUCAUGCAACCGCUGCACAAUUGUAUAAAGAAAAAUAUCAGGCCGUGCAAUAUGGAACAAUUGGGGUUACAGUGAAUUGUAAUUGGUAUGUGCCAAAAUUUGAUACAAUUGCAAGUAAGAGAGCUGCCCAAAGAGCUCGUGAUUUUGAUUGGGGAUGGGCUAUUCAUCCAGUGGUUUAUGGUGAUUAUCCCAAAAUAAUGCGAGAGAUGAUAGGGAACCGGCUCCCCAGUUUCACAAAAGAACAGUCUGAAAUGAUUAAAGGGUCAUUUAAUUUCCUUGGAGUGAACUACUAUACUACAGAGUACGCCGAAGACUCUGGAUACGAUACUGGUGCCAACUUGAGCUACACCACAGAUAGUCACGUCAAUACUUCUACGGAGAAAAAUGGAAUUCCAAUUUGUGAAUCGACAAGUGUUAGUUGGCUACACAUUUGUCCAUGGGGACUUAGAGAUAUUUUGCUAUAUAUAAAAGGAAGAUACAAAAGUCCAACUACCAUUAUAACAGAGAACGGAAUGGGUUAUGUUGUCAACUCGUCGUCAACAAUAACUGAUUUUAUCGAGGAUAACCUGAGAAUAAAAUAUCAUAGUGUCCAUCUAUCAUAUCUAUCCCAAACAAUCAAGGAAGGAGUUGAUGUCAGGGGUUACUUCAUUUGGUCAUUUCUUGAUAACUUUGAGUGGGGUCAGGGUUAUACUAUCCGAUCUGGCAUCACCUAUGUUGACUAUGUUAAUGGGUUGCAAAGAUAUUUCAAGAAUUCUGCUUUGUGGUUUCAUAAUUUCCUUAAAAAGGAAAACAUAGCCAGUGCUACUAACUCGUCUCUGUUGUAUUCUGAGUGAUUAUGUCGAACGAUCAUCACCAACAUUCUAGAAGCAAGGAGAUAUUUUGCAGAAGUUAGAAAAAAAAAAAAGAGAUUAAUCUAGAAUAAUGAAAACAAUUUAAGAAUAAAGUUGGUGUGUAGAAUUGUGCAAGUUGAUGUAUUUUCUUUGAAUGUUAUUUUGUGACUUGUUUUGUGUAGGAGUACCAUUUGUAGAAUUGUGUGUGUUGGAGCAUUUUAGUAAAAAAUAUUUAUCAUG